This is a messenger RNA of Striga asiatica, 483 nucleotides long. Lineage: Eukaryota; Viridiplantae; Streptophyta; Magnoliopsida; Lamiales; Orobanchaceae. The record is from the annotation of a GenBank genome assembly.
AUGAAGAUAAGGGAAGAAUAUCGAUUAAAUUUCCAUUUUUUCGAACCUGUUUCGUUGGUGGCAAUGGCAUUAACCUCGAAAAGAACUAGAAGAAGGUUGUACCAAACUAAGCUCUGGAGUACAACUAUCUGUGCCAAGAGUACAACAGCUUGUUCUCCGUACAUCGCCUUCACCAACGGAAUGCCUAAAAUCAGCGUGUUAGGUAAAGUCGAUAGUGAAAGUCCGGUUAUUACCAAACUAAGGCUCCCUUUGGAACUUGUUUUGGCCACUAAUGUUAGCAUGAAAAGAGCAAGAAACUUCUGGCAAAAAUCGGCUAACACGAGCUUGAGAGAUGACUUGGAAGGACAAAAGCGGAAUGGAAAAAUUCGCGACGAAUUUGUUGAUGCCCGAGCAUUGAUCGGGCGUGAAUAUUUUCCAUCGUUUUAUGGAUAUGUAGGCUAUGAUCAUGGCCACAUAGAGGGGUAUGAUUGCAAUUAUAAUGUG